Microthlaspi erraticum is the source of this 1533-nucleotide messenger RNA. NCBI's taxonomy places the organism in Eukaryota, Viridiplantae, Streptophyta, Magnoliopsida, Brassicales, Brassicaceae. The record is from the annotation of a GenBank genome assembly.
AUGGCGGCGGCAGCUUUCGGGCAGCUGAACCUCGACGAACCUCCUCCGGUCUGGGGAUCUCGCAGCGUUGAUUGCUUCGAGAAGCUCGAACAAAUUGGUGAAGGAACUUACGGUCAAGUUUACAUGGCUAAAGAAAUCAAAACUGGUGAGAUUGUGGCUCUGAAAAAGAUCCGUAUGGACAAUGAAAGAGAAGGGUUUCCUAUAACAGCGAUCAGGGAGAUAAAAAUUCUGAAGAAGCUUCAUCAUGAAAAUGUCAUUCAGCUGAAAGAGAUUGUGACUUCACCAGGUCGGGACAGGGAUGACCAAGGAAAUCCAGAUAACAACAAAUACAAGGGUGGCAUCUACAUGGUUUUUGAGUACAUGGACCACGAUUUGACUGGACUCGCUGAUCGUCCUGGACUGAGAUUUACUGUUCCUCAAAUCAAGUGUUACAUGAAGCAAUUGCUCACGGGGCUUCACUACUGUCAUGUGAAUCAAGUUCUUCACCGUGAUAUUAAAGGCUCAAAUCUCCUUAUUGACAAUGAGGGUAAUUUAAAGCUGGCAGAUUUUGGUCUUGCGAGAUCGUAUUCUCAUGAUCAUACUGGAAAUCUUACAAAUCGUGUCAUUACAUUGUGGUAUAGGCCCCCUGAAUUACUACUAGGGGCAACAAAAUAUGGCCCAGCGAUUGACAUGUGGUCCGUUGGUUGCAUAUUUGCUGAACUUUUGCAUGCAAAACCAAUCUUGCCUGGGAAAAAUGAGCAUGAACAACUGAACAAGAUUUUUGAGCUUUGUGGAUCACCUGAUGAAAACAUUUGGCCUGGUGUUUCCAAGAUGCCUUGGUAUAACAAUUUCAAGCCUGCAAGGCCUUUGAAGAGACGCGUGAGAGAGUUCUUCAGACACUUUGAUCGCCAUGCUCUUGAACUACUGGAGAAAAUGUUGGUGCUUGACCCAUCACAGAGAAUAAAUGCAAAGGAUGCUCUUGAUGCUGAGUACUUUUGGACUGAUCCGCUGCCAUGUGACCCAAAGAGUCUACCAACGUAUGAAUCAUCGCAUGAGUUCCAGACAAAGAAGAAGCGGCAACAGCAGCGUCAGAACGAGGAAGCAGCAAAAAGACAGAAAGUGCAGCAUCCACCGCAGCAGCACUCUCGCUUGCCUCCGUUACAACACGGUGGGCAAUCUCACGCUGCUCCGCAUUGGCCUAGCGGUUCUAACCAUCCCGCAAACAACGCACCGCCACAAGUACCUGCUGGACCGAGCCACCACUUCUAUGGGAAGCCACGUGGUCCACCUGGUCCAAACCGGCACCCUCCCAGCGGAAACCAGGGCGGGAGUUAUAAUCAGAGCCGAGGUGGUUACAGUAGCGGACCAUAUCCUCCACAAGGGCGGGGAGCUCCUUAUGCAGCCGGUCCUAGAGGGCAUAGCGGUGGUGCAUACGGGGUUGGACCACCUAACUACACACAAGGUGGUCAGUAUGGUGGCUCUGGUGGAUCUGGAAGAGGUCAGAACCCAAUGGGUGGUGGUAGUAGAAACCAGCAAUACGGAUGGCAACCGUAA